GACGGGCGGGAGCGCCGAGCGCCCCGCGGGAAGGUCCCGGUUCGGACGCGGGGCUCAGCCUGGGCGGCCGAGCCCACAACGGUCCUGAGCAAGGAUAACAGAGAAAAAGAGAAGAACUGCGCCGCUUCCCCCAGAUUUUAACAAGUUCUUUGCAGAAGAAUAUUUGACCAGAACUAGAGGAUCAUGAUGACAAGAUUCAUCUGUUUAAUGCUAGUAACUGCUGUGGGAGUUACUACAAGUAAAGCACAGGAAUUUGAAGGCAAUGACAAGGAAACAGAUCAAGAAUUCAUUUACAUGAACAGAUAUAAGCGUUCCAGUGAUACGCAGGACAAAUGCACUUACACCUUUAUCGUACCUCAGCAGAGAGUGACAGGUGCCAUUUGUGUUAACUCUAAGGAGCCUGAAGUUCUACUUGAAAACAGGGUAAAUAAACAAGAAUUACAGUUACUUAACAAUGAACUACUUAAACAAAAGAGACAAAUAGAAACUCUCCAGCAACUGGUAGAGGUGGACGGUGGAAUUGUUAAUGAAGUUAAACUCUUAAGAAAAGAGAGCAGAAACAUGAAUUCUCGUGUCACACAACUCUACAUGCAGCUACUACAUGAAAUUAUCCGAAAACGUGAUAACGCCUUAGAACUUUCUCAACUUGAAAAUAAGAUUUUGAACCAAACUGCAGAUAUGUUGCAGCUUGCAAGCAAAUACAAAGACUUAGAGCACAAGUACCAACAUCUGAUGUCAAUUGCCAAUAAUCAGUCAAUGAUAAUUGCCCAGCUGGAAGAACACUGUCAAAGAAUGCCAUCCAUAAAGCCACUGCCACAAACUCCACAACCACCACAUAAAGUGUAUCAGCCUCCUACUUACAAUCGCAUUAAUAACCAGAUAUCUACUAAUGAGAUUCAGAGUGAUCAGAACUUAAAGGUUCUGCCACCUACCUUACCAACCAUGCCUGCAGUUACUAGUAUUCCAACUUCAACUGAUAAACCAUCUGGGCCCUGGAGAGACUGUCUACAAGCAUUAGAAGACGGCCAUGACACAAGCUCUAUCUAUCUUGUGAAACCAGAGAACACAAACCAGCUGAUGCAGGUCUGGUGUGACCAACGGCAUGACCCUGGGGGCUGGACAGUCAUUCAAAGACGGCUGGAUGGCUCUGUCAACUUUUUCAGGAACUGGGAGACAUACAAGCAAGGAUUUGGUAAUAUAGAUGGAGAAUAUUGGCUCGGAUUAGAAAACAUUUAUUGGUUAACAAAUCAAGGCAACUACAAACUGCUCAUAACAAUGGAGGACUGGUCAGGUCGGAAGGUGUUUGCUGAGUAUGCCAGCUUCAGGCUGGAGCCUGAGAGUGAGUACUACAAGCUGAGGCUGGGCCGUUACAACGGCAACGCAGGCGAUUCCUUCACUUGGCACAAUGGCAAACAGUUCACCACGCUGGACAGGGACCAUGACGUGUACACAGGUAACUGUGCCCAUUACCAGAAGGGAGGAUGGUGGUACAAUGCAUGUGCUCAUUCCAAUCUCAAUGGAGUCUGGUACCGGGGAGGGCACUACCGCAGCCGAUACCAGGAUGGCGUUUACUGGGCUGAAUUCCGGGGGGGGUCGUACUCACUAAAGAAAGUUGUUAUGAUGAUAAGACCUAACCCUAACACAUUUCACUGAAAUAACUCUUCUCUUGGUUUGCUUUCUUGUUCUAAAAACAUCACAUAAAGAUAUAGUACCUGGAAUGAUCUUUUCAGAAAUGAGGAAUGUAAGAUAUUGUACAUUUAUUGAUAAGAUAUGAGGGCUUGUAUAUUGUAUUUUCAAGAAUAAUCCCAGG
Corapipo altera (White-ruffed manakin) is the source of this 1810-nucleotide messenger RNA. RefSeq names its product angiopoietin like 2 (gene ANGPTL2). NCBI's taxonomy places the organism in Eukaryota, Metazoa, Chordata, Aves, Passeriformes, Pipridae. The record is from RefSeq and is a predicted model, not a curated record. The coding region runs from base 184 to 1653 and encodes 489 amino acids. The transcript is spliced from 5 exons.